GUGUUGGGGGAAGAGACAAAAAGACAAGAACAUCCUGUGGUGGGAUUGAGGACACAACUGUUGGAAGAAGUUUGAGGCUGAAAGGCACAGAGACUGGAGAGCACACUGCCGUGUGCAGUGAAGGGGAUUUCGGAAAGAUGUCUUAUAAGGAGGAUCCUACAGUGGAGACAAAUGACAAUGAAAUACGUGAGCUGAAUCCUUCUGCAUUGCUAGCUUGUUUCCCAAAUUCAACCUUUGAUUUUCAGAAGUUUGCUGAAGACAAGGAGGCAGAAUUCCAAGAACUCCGUAAACAGCUACCGAAGGGUUACAACCCUACCAUGAGAAAUGAACAAAAUAGGUUAAAGUCCUUCUUGUCCUAUAAAUCUCAUGCAUCAUGGUCUUUGACAGAAAUGUCAGCCGCUGGGUUUUAUCACACAUGUGUUCAAUCCAGCGUGCAGUGUUUUUGCUGUGGAUUAGUUUUAUUUGCCACGAAGGUUCGAUGUACCCCAUAUGAACAGCAUAAGAAAUUUUCUUCCACUUGUGCAUUCAUCCUGGGCAAAGAGGUGGGUAAUAUUUCAAAGUACGACAUACGCGUUCAGAAGUUGGCGGAGAACCCAGCAGAGCACAGCGACAGGUACAGCGCGGAGGAGGCGAGGCUGCAGUCCUUCGGUGGAUGGCCGUUCUACGCCAAAGGAACAAAGCCUGAUUCACUUGCCAGAGCUGGGUUUUUCUUUACAGGCAAGAAAGACGUGGUGCAGUGUUUUGCUUGUGGUGGAUGUCUGGGAAACUGGGAAGAUGGUGAUGAUCCUUGGAGAGAACAUGCUAAAUGGUUUCCUGAGUGUGAAUUCCUUCAAAGUAAGAAAUCAAGUGAGGAAAUUAAAAAGCACAUUGAAACCUACCCUGGAUUUGUUGGAGUGGUGGGGAGGCAUUUCACUGCUUCUUUUGUCAAGGAGAAUUUACCUACUGCAACAGGUGAUGUCGUCUUGAACAUCUUUGAGGAUGAAGGAGUUCGGCUGGACUCUUUUAAAACUUGGCCAGCAGAAGCCCCUGUGGAAGCCACUGCUCUUGCUAAAGCUGGGUUUUUCUACACAGGACGAGAUGAUAUAGCACAGUGCUUCAACUGUGCAGGCUGCUUAGGCAAAUGGGAAGAAGGUGAUGAUCCUAUGGAAGGACAUGCAAAAUGGUUCCCUGAUUCCAACUGCAUGGAAAUACUUGGGAAGUCACUGGAAGAGCAACCAGAGAGCCCAUCUACAUCACGGUCUGCGCAGCAGACUGCCUGCAAAGGAAAUAUUGAAGAGAAAGCUAACCUGCCUUCUGUAGGAGCUGAUAUGACACUUUCUGAAAGCCAGCAUCUUCAAGAAGCAAGGAACUUGACCGAACAACUUAAAGAGGCUUACAAUGAUAAGAGUUUCAGAAAAUUGUUUUCCUUUGGGAACUCAAACCAUUUGGCCAUUGACUUGAAAAUACUGUAUGGGGACCUAUCAGUUGUCUCAAAGGAUAUUAAUGAUCAACCAAUACAGCAACUCUUUCUUCAUGAUAUCCUUGUGAACCUUAACUCCACCACUGUGCUGGAAGGUGAAACAGGAAGUGGAAAAACAGCUUUGCUCAGGAAAAUAGCUCUUCUUUGGGCCUCAGGCUGCUGCCCCAUUCUGAGCAGGUUUAAGUUUGUAUUUUAUCUCUCCCUGACUUAUGCAAGAUCAGAUCAGAGCAUGGCUGAGAUUAUAUGCAAUCAACCAGUAGGAUUUGUGGGACCAUUAACAGAAACAACUCUAAGAGAUGUAAUUCAGCCACUGAAAAACCAGGUCUUAUUUCUUUUGGAUGACUAUAGUGAGAUUAAUUCAGUGCCUCAAGUUGUAGAAGAACUUAUACAAAGGAACCACCUCUACCAGCAUUGUUUGGUUGUUGCUGCCCGUACUAACAGGACGAGAGAAAUUCGCAAGUAUGCAAGCACGACUUUAAGCAUUGCAGAGUUCCCUUUGUCCAGCAUUCUGUAUGUACUCAAGAAAUUGUUCUCCUACAAUAUUGGCCUUGUGGAGCACCUUAUCUUUCAGAUGGAGAUUAAAAAGUCUAUGCAGACCAUUCUAAAGACACCACUUUUUAUGGUGUCUCUCGCUGCUUAUUGGGUGCAGCACCCAAAGGGUAACCUAAUCAGUGAUAAGGCUAUUUUUAAAGCCUAUCUGCUCUAUCACUUACUAAAACACAAUGAAGAACGGGAACAUAUACUGGCUAUGUUUUCGUCAUGUGGUGAGCUUGCCAUAACUGGUCUUUUUAAGUCAUCCUUUGACUUCACUGAAUAUGAUCUGUCUGAAGCAGGAGUUGAUGGAGAUGAAGCUGUUAGGCUGGGUUUACUGAGCAAAUUUACUGCCCAAAGGCUUCAUCCAAUUUAUAAAUUCUUUCACCCCUUAUUCCAGGAGUUUCUUGCAGGGAGAAGACUGAGCGAGCUCCUGGUUUCUGAUGAAAAAGAAAAACUGGACCGAGGGCUGCAGUACUUGCAGCAAGUCAACACAUUUAGAAAAGUUGCUGGGCGCUAUAAUUUCUUAUUGGAUUACACCUGCAGCUUUUCUUCCAAAGCAGUACCCCAAGUUAUAUCCCAUUUAUUUAAACUGACUGACUGCAAGGCGUCAUUGGAAAGCCAGUCAGAAAAUUAUGAACAUCUUCAGCACCAUGCAGACCUUCUAGAGAGAAUGCUUUUCGUUGACCAUAUAAGUUUUCUUGAUCCAAAACUGCUUCUUUCAGUUUUCAUUCAGCAUGUACUGGACUUCGCUAUUUCUGUAGUUUAUGGGAGUAAUACCGUCUCCGUGUGUGCCCCAAUCAUUUUUCAGUUUCUAAGAGGCAAAGAUAUUUCAUUAACUUCAUUUUCACCACUCAAAGAAUGUGAGUUGAGAUUUUUCCGAGAUUACCCGGAAUCACUAUCUCUGCCUAGUAGUUUUCAGGUUUCAGUACGAGGAAUUGACCACAAACAAGAAUUUAUGAUGUCUGAAAUAGGUGCUUGCUACUCUUCACUGGGGAGGCCAAUACUUGACAGGGAUUAUGCUCCUGCCUUUCCAUGUUUUAAUGACGUGGCACAAAAACAGAAAGAAGGAGAAGAAGAAAUUCAUAGAUUCCUUUCACUGAGGCAAAGACAUCUACCAGACUCCACCGUGCGUCCCUUCCUACUCACAACAAGGAAGAUGCCACUUUUAAAAUGCACGUUCAGCCACAUUAGUUCCUUUCAGGAAGCUGACCUCAGAAAUUUGAUGACACUGUUUUCUGUUGCGGAUUGUAUUGAACUUGAGCUGAAUAACAGUCCUGGAUUCAUAGAAGUUAUACGACCUGCUAUUGAACAGUACAAGGAACUUUUUAAAAAAUGUAGCCUACAUCAUCUUAACUUGAGCAUAAUAGAGCAAGAAUUACUUCUCUCAAUGCCUUUUGUGGAAUGUCUUGAGAUAAAUGAAAAAGAAAUACCAGAACUGCUUUUUUCAAAUUUGGACAAAUUCAUCUGUCUGGAGGAACUGUCAGUGAGUCAAUGUAAGAACGGCAAUGUAUUUGAUAGAGUACCUGAUGGCUUCAAAAACCUCCGUAACGUGAAGAAAUUGUUGAUGAGUAGAAUGAAGUUUGAAAACGACUCUAGGCUGGUUGAAUGUAUUAAGAACUUCGAAGACCUCUCUGUUUUUCACUUGGACUGUUCAAGUUACUUAAAUCCUGAACCCCUUCUGGAAGCAAUUUCUUCAUGCAAGAAAUUAAUAGAACUCAAGCUAACUGGCUCAUUUUUGGGAGAUCGAGACUUGCUUUCCUUAGCUGCUGCUCUGCCCAAUUUUGUCUCUCUCAGAGUGCUGGAUCUUGCAAGCCAACGUUUUGAAGACAAGGAAGCUUGUGAAAUCUUUGCAUACAAUUUGGGUGUUCUUCUUAACCUGGAGGAACUCAUCAUUCCUGCAGGGAAGGGAAUCACAUCUGCAGCCAAACUGAUUGUUCAGCAGUGUCUACACCUACUGCACCUCAGGUGCUUCUCAUUUGCCCUACAUAUGGAUGAUGACAGUCUGUUAGAAAUAGCAAAGGUCGCAAACUGUGGCGGUUUCCAGAAGCUUGAAAACCUCUCAUUGUCAGUAAAUCACAGUGUCACAGAAACUGGUUGGAGAAACUUCUUCAAAACACUUAAUAACAUGCCGGCUUUAAAAAAGCUGGACAUUAGCCGUUUGUUCACACAUCAGAUCAAAGCCAGUGCACCAACGGUGACAGCGUUUGUCCAGUGUGUUUCUCGGUUGCCUGGUCUUGUGACAAUACAAAUGCUAGGCUGGCUCCUUGAUGCAGAGGACCUUCAAAUGUUUGAUAUCAUGAAGGAGCAGCACCCCCAAUCUAGGAGUUUAAAAUUAUCUUGGCAAUGGAUCUUGCCCGUUUCACCAAUUUUUCAAGACUAGGGAAGUUUGAAAGUGUUAGGGUUUGGGUUUCUCUUCUUUCUUGUAUUAUGAAUUAUAUACCUGCAUUGCAAAUAAAGGUAUAAAGAUUUUUACCAGGAUCAGACACGGCAGUCUCUUCUACAGCAGGGUUAGGUUAAUGUAAAAGGAUCAAGAAACAGAAGAUAGGAUUAACAUAACUCUAAAAACCUGGCUUGCUUUGCAAAUAUGGUUAUAGAUUGUACCUAAGUGAUACCAUCCAAAGAAGAAUGUAAAAUUUUGCUUAAAGCCUACUUUAAAUAAAUUAUUUCUAUUCA
Columba livia (rock pigeon) is the source of this 4666-nucleotide messenger RNA. It is a transcript of the gene NAIP, whose product is annotated as NLR family apoptosis inhibitory protein. The coding region runs from base 138 to 4373 and encodes 1411 amino acids. NCBI's taxonomy places the organism in Eukaryota, Metazoa, Chordata, Aves, Columbiformes, Columbidae. The transcript has 15 exons. Gene Ontology annotation, biological process: inflammatory response; defense response to bacterium; detection of bacterium. The record is from RefSeq and is a predicted model, not a curated record. Gene Ontology annotation, molecular function: ATP binding; cysteine-type endopeptidase inhibitor activity involved in apoptotic process. Gene Ontology annotation, cellular component: IPAF inflammasome complex.